UUCAAGCUUUACUUUUAACAUUGCCAUCAUGGACAACCUUCAAGGGAUCGUACAACAAGCAAACCUCGCCACAUUGCUGGGUGUACAUCUUGGCCUAUCACUUUUUGGAGCUCUUGCAUCCAACCCAACAUACAACAUACCUAUAUUCUUUUUUGGUAUCUGGGCAUUCAACUACCAUGAGUCCAACACGCCUAUCAAGACGUUCACUGGUGCUUUGGGACUUAGUAUCUUUCUUGAUGUCAUUUGGUUUAUUCUUCAUGGUGGUAAUCCCGGUGGAGAGAGUGGCUUUGGAUUCGCUAUGACUAUGAACAUCAUCAGCUUACUCGUCAAGCCUGUGUCUGUAUUUGCUGCAGUAAAUACUAUUCAAAACCGUGGUGAUACUUUGAACGCCGGUAGUAAGUUUUUUUUAUUGGAUCAAUUAAAGCCAGUACUUGAUACCUUGUUUUCUUAGAUUGGGCAGAGGCACCUGGUGCUUUCCCAGGAUCAUAUCAGCCUGUGAGAGACGGCGAAGAGUAUGUCUAAGUAAAAGUAAAAGUAAAAGUAAAAGUAAAAUAAAACAUGGAAACAAGUGUAGGCUG
Molecule: messenger RNA, 578 nt
Organism: Phycomyces blakesleeanus NRRL 1555(-)
Lineage: Eukaryota; Fungi; Mucoromycota; Mucoromycetes; Mucorales; Phycomycetaceae
Exons: 5
Coding region: 29-451 (140 amino acids)
Biological process (GO): angiotensin-activated signaling pathway
Cellular component (GO): plasma membrane
Source: RefSeq, a predicted model, not a curated record